Messenger RNA from Cuscuta campestris, 1105 nucleotides. The record is from the annotation of a GenBank genome assembly. Lineage: Eukaryota; Viridiplantae; Streptophyta; Magnoliopsida; Solanales; Convolvulaceae.
CUUCUCAUUCACACAUCAAAUCCUCUCCCCUCACACAAAAAAAGAAUAUCACACAAACUCUUCUUAGCCAGUUGUCCUUAUAAUAUAAACAAAGACCAUAUAAACUUUCCUGAAAAAAAAAACUAAAACCCAGCAUCUACUUUUCUGAUCAAAUUCUCUCAGAAAAACAUCCCAUAGCUGCGUGGAGAUGGCGACAAAGAUCAUGCGUAUGCACGCAAAGAUGCGCGCAGGGUUCUGCGUGAGUCGCCGCGCCGUGGCGCACGUUUCCGCGCGGUCCCCACUUCAUCAGACGUACAAGAGGAAGCCGGGAGGCAGUCUGAUACGGUCUGAAGAGGAGAGGGGCGAGUUUUCGAGCAAAAGCAGCACGGAGAUGAGCUUCAACAGUGAGGAGGAGGAGUCAACAAUGGCAGACUCUGAAUGUGGGAAUAAUAACCGGGUGAUGGUUGUGGUUGAUCAGAGCCUUGAAGCCAGACGUGCCCUGCAAUGGACGCUGUCCCACACUGUUCAGAGCCAGGAUACUGUUAUACUCCUGCAUGUAACCAAGCCAUCAUCAAAACAAGGUGGAAAUACCAGCAAUGGCAUCAAUCAAAGACCAUAUGAACUUCUUUCCUCGAUGAAAAAUAUGUGUCAAACAAGAAGACCAGGGGUACAUGUGGAGAUACUAAUCCGAGAAGGAAAAGAAAAAGAGCUUGUGAUUGUCCAAGCAGCCAAACAACAAAAGGUCUCUCUUCUGGUCUUAGGACAAAGAAAAAGGUCAACAAUGUCGCGCCUGCAUACCAUGUGGUCAGCAGGGAAAAGGGUGCACCCUAACGUUGUGAACUACUGUAUUCAAAAUGCCGAUUGUAUGACGAUAGCAGUAAGAAAGAAAAGCAGGAAACAUGGAGGAUAUUUGAUUACCACAAAGUGCCACAAGAACUUCUGGCUGUUGGCGUAGUCAAAAAAAACAAACACUUCUGUCAUGUCACUUUAGUCGGCAUCCGGAUUCUUGCUGGCCUAGAUGCGACGCCGCUGCACGGGAGAUAUAUGGUUACCUUGUUUUCAAAAACAUGUCAGAAUCAAUUAUCUAUGUAGCUUCUUUUGUCUUGAAAAAACUAGGGUAGUUUCU